Messenger RNA from Nezara viridula (southern green stink bug), 1953 nucleotides. Lineage: Eukaryota; Metazoa; Arthropoda; Insecta; Hemiptera; Pentatomidae. The record is from the annotation of a GenBank genome assembly.
AGCAAUUGUUCCUAGAUAAACGCGACGAAAUCCGACUCUCACGAUAUAAGGGGUGUUCCAUGUUCUCGAACGAAACAACGGCGCAAAGACACGAAAUUGUAACUUCGAUGAAGUUCAGUUGGAUAGAACAUAUGGUUUUCUUCACUUUGCUCAUCGCUUCCCUCGCCAUCGGAGUGUACUACGGCUUCAAACCGAAGAAGAAAGAAGAAACUGUCGAUGAUUACAUGCUGGGCGGUCGCAAAAUGCCUAUAAUACCAGUGGCCAUGUCCCUCGUUGUAAGUUUUGUUUCGGGGAUCACUCUUAUUGGAUUUCCGGCUGAAAUGUACUUUUAUGGAACGCAGCUCUUUGCUGUUAAUUUUUCCAUCUUGAUUGGUUUCCUUCUCCUAAAUAUUUUCUAUCUUCCUGUGUUUUACCACCUGAAAUUUAAAUCUUUAUAUGAGUAUCUUGAGAGAAGAUUCCACAAAAGUGUUAGAGUUUUAGCAUCAGGAAUUUUCGCUUUUUCGUUGUUGCUUUAUAUACCUGUAGUGAUAUAUGUCCCUGCUCUUGCAUUUAACCAAGUGACCGGGAUGCCGCUCUACUUAUUGGCCACAGUAAUUUGCGCCAUAUGCAUCGUUUACACUUCUUUGGGCGGUUUGAAAGCAGUUGUCUGGUCUGAUGCAUUGCAGAGUAUUUUCACUUUCGCAGCGAUGAUUGCAGUCAUCAUUUUAGGCUGUGCGAGUAUUGGUGGUAUUUCGAAAAUGAUAGAAAUAAAUAGAGAAGGUGAAAGGCUGGAGAUUUUUAAUUUCGAUCCGGAUCCUUAUAAGAUGUACACAUUUUGGACUGUUACUUUUGGACUGCUACCCAUUCAGACGAAUUUUUGCGCAACUCAUCCAGCAGCCAUUCAGAGAUACAUAUCGCUGCCCACCUUUCGGCAAGCAAGGAUAGUUACUAUUGCUAUGUUUGUCGGAAUCGUUUUGUUCAAGACCUUUAGCACGUGGAUGGGUCUUAUCAUAUACGCCAAGUACCAUGACUGUGACCCGAUAAUGUCGGAUCACAUUAAGAAACCUGGACAAUUGUUGCCUUACUUCGUCAUGGAUGUGGCCAGCGAAUACCCAGGGCUUGCGGGGAUCUUCCUAUCCGGCGUUGUCAGUACAGGUUUAAGUACCAUGUCAGCAGGGCUGAAUACGGUGGCUGGAACUUUAUAUGAAGAUUUCGUGAGACCACUCUUGCCUCGGAGGUUAACAGACAAACAGACUAAUCUAAUGUUAAAAAUAAUUGUGGUGAUCAUUGGUGCAAUAUCUGUUUUAUUAAUUUAUGUGGUAGAAAAAUUUGGAACAAUAAUGCAGAUUGUCAACAAUCUGCAAGGUAUAACUGGAGGAGUACUUCUUUUCUUAUUCAGCUUCGGUAUUUUUAUUCCAUGGGGAAACACAAAGGGAGUGACAGCAGGUGCGAUAGCAGGCUUGCUCACAACAUGUUCCUUGACUAUCGGGACUUACAUAUACUCACAAAGUGGUGAAAUCAAGUUUGGAAAAAAAGUCACCUCUAUCCAAAACUGCCCAGCUAAUUCUUCUAUACCGCUGGGAUUAAAUUCCACAUCUUUCGGUUACCCUGGAGUGGGAACUAGGACCUUCUUCUCAGAUACUGUGCCUGCGAUCUACAGGGUGUCCUUCUUGUACAACAGCCUCAUCGGAAUGGUGGUGUCUUUCACUGUAGCAUGUGCCGUGAGCUUUGCCACCGGCUGCCAGGAUGUCUCGGAGCUGGAACCAGAACUUGUCAUACCCCAGCUGAGGUCCUUCAUCCUCAAGAAGAAGGCCCCGAUUGAGCUGCGGCAGCGGUAUUCCCCCGUUCCAACAUCUGAAAAAGCUGCAAGCGAUCUCCAAAAAGAUACACAAAACAUCCCUCAAUGCUAGCUGCCGUGUAAUGAUAGUUUUUGUUGACGGUUUUUAAAUAAAUUAAUAAGUAAAGAAAUAUUAC